AGUGGACAAUCCAGCAUGAUCCGAAAUAGUGCGCGCUCGAUUGCAGUCAUCCUGCUGCAUAUGCACCGAGAGCGAUACUCCGAUCUAAGCGGUAAUGCUGCUUCGAGCUGGGGGCGGCUGUUCCUUGCUAUCGCGCUCACCGAGACAACGAGAGGACAAUAUGUCUCAAAGCGCGAAAUGUACGGAUGGCCAUAAUCACGCUCCCUCCUUCAUAGCUCCACGACAUCCUUAGCGGACAGGUGAUCCUCGCAUGUUAUCUUACUCGCACAUCAGGGAACGAAGCGGUCGGUGGCCAUUCUUCCAGCAGCGACAGGCGGUGACAGUGCAUUGAUGAACCAAUGCGUAUUUGCGCCAAUGCCCGUUCAUCACCUGUUGACUUGGCUCGUGGUCAUGUGGCGCGCAUAUCGGCGUCCUGCAAGAACGCACCGCGUACGAGCCGCCGUCGAGUAGCUCAUUAGCUGGGCGCGAGUCUUCCGAAGGGGAAUGCCGCGGCAACGACGCUUAGAUACUGUAGUGUUUG
Messenger RNA from Baudoinia panamericana UAMH 10762, 520 nucleotides. RefSeq lists its product as uncharacterized. The record is from RefSeq and is a predicted model, not a curated record. Lineage: Eukaryota; Fungi; Ascomycota; Dothideomycetes; Mycosphaerellales; Teratosphaeriaceae. The transcript has a single exon. The coding region runs from base 16 to 195 and encodes 59 amino acids.